AUGUCCACAAUCGUGAACCAACUCCAUUUCGGAUCCGGAGAUACUUCCUUACAACCAAAUGGUUAUCCAACUAGGAAACAUAGAUUAUUUGCUUUCGAUGAUUUGUUAAAUGAUAAAAAGUUACCUGAUUUGAACAAACAUCAAAAUCUACCAUUAAAUAAUGAAAAAAGAUCAAAUACUGCUCCUGCUUCUCCAUAUGGAAACUAUUAUCAUGCUUCUUCAUAUUCAAUCAAUGUUAAUUUGGUACAGCCUUCAAAACGUGUAGCUUUGCCAUCUCUAAGACAUUUGCAAUUAUUGCCAGAUCCAAGAAUACAGGAAUACGCAUAUCAGUAUCCUGAUACUUCAGAAGUUACUGCAAGUUGGAAAAAAAAUCUAAUUCAUUGGUGUAAGGAAAAAAAUUACAAUGAUUAUAUUAAAAUAGUAAAUGAAACAUCUUAUGAUAGAUUUUCAUCUUUACAAAAAAUCCCAAGUGUCUUAAAACCAUUAGAUGCAUUUCAAAAUUUAUCAGACUCAACCAAUACUUUAAAUCCAAUUCCACCCCCAAUGACUCCACCAAUGACUCCAGAACAUAAUAACGCAAAUAAAACCAUUACUUCUUCGACUAUAGAGAUUAAUAAUAUGUUCACACCAGUGAUAAGUCCAAAAUUGGUAGAAAUGGUAAAAACAAAAAAUAAUCAAAGUAACAAUUCAAAUGGUCAUAAAAAGACAAAUAGCUUUAAAGCUAUGCAGCUGAAAAAAAUGUUAGACAAUAGAGAUAUAUUAAAUUACGCUCCUGCAACCAUAACUAAGACAUCUGUCUCUUCUUCGCCAAAAAGAAUCGUAAAGACAGGUGCUCAUAGAACGCAAUCAAAUAUAUCCAACGCUAAUUCAUCUUCUACUAGUACAUUCAGGGCCAGAUCCAGAUCUACAUCUCCAGUUUCGAAAUCCAGGGUCAACAAUUCCCCAACAAGGUCUCAUAUUUUGAAAUUAACCAAUCUAGUUGAUACUGAAACACCUGCUCCAAGAUCUAUUUCUCCUGUAUGUUCCACACCUUCUACCCCCCAGCAGAAUAUGAAGUACCAUAAAUUUAAUAUUGAUUCACCUCCAAGAACUCCAGCUACAUCGUUAUCUAGUCCAACUACGAAGCCAACAACUUACACUCGAAAAUCGAUAACACCUAGGAGAAAAUCUAAUGGCAGCAAUCCACAGACUCUAAACAUUAGAAAAUGUGUAUCUUGCCAAUCUAGUGAUUCUCCAUGCUGGAGACCAUCCUGGUCAGGUAAAAAACAUGAACAAUUAUGUAACUCUUGUGGUUUACGAUACAAAAAGACACGAACAAGAUGCUUAAAUGAUUCAUGUAAAAAGAUUCCAACCAAGAGUGAAUUAACUAUUAUGAAAUCUAAUGGUAUGAAGACAGGAACUUUGCCAAACAGUAUUUCGAUAGAAGGCUAUACAUGUUUAUUCUGUAAUUCCAUAACGGAAACGUUAUCUACACAAGCAUCACCAAUGAAGACAUCCAUGUCAUCACCAAUUAGAGGCAGUAAUAGCAGUAACAGUACUAGCAACCAUAACAAUAACGAUAUAGUGUCAAUGACUCAAGAAAUGAUUUCUACUAAUUUGCAAAAUACAUUAGCCAUGACUCCGACGUCUGCAUCAACGAUGGCACCAACAGCAAGUUUAGUAACACCAUUAGUUUCAUCAGAUUCUGAAACCACUCCAGUACCAUCGUCUCCAAUUCAAUCUCACGAACUAUAA
This is a messenger RNA of Vanderwaltozyma polyspora DSM 70294, 1734 nucleotides long. RefSeq names its product DNA-binding transcription repressor ASH1 (gene ASH1). Bases 1 to 1734 code for a protein of 577 amino acids. Lineage: Eukaryota; Fungi; Ascomycota; Saccharomycetes; Saccharomycetales; Saccharomycetaceae. Gene Ontology annotation, biological process: regulation of DNA-templated transcription. The transcript has a single exon. The record is from RefSeq and is a predicted model, not a curated record. Gene Ontology annotation, molecular function: zinc ion binding; sequence-specific DNA binding.